Pieris napi is the source of this 1288-nucleotide messenger RNA. RefSeq lists its product as uncharacterized. The record is from RefSeq and is a predicted model, not a curated record. The transcript has a single exon. NCBI's taxonomy places the organism in Eukaryota, Metazoa, Arthropoda, Insecta, Lepidoptera, Pieridae. The coding region runs from base 96 to 983 and encodes 295 amino acids.
CAUGAUUUCAUUCUAAAAUUUUCCUUAAACAAGUCAUAUCUAUAUAAACUCGCGAGCUUUGGUCUGAACACGCAGUAACAGGUUGGACUUAGAACAUGUUCACUAAAUGUAUAGUUCUUGCCUUAGUGGCAGUGGCCUCAUGCCAUGAUCUAGCUAUAGGAUUCAAUACAAAUGGAAAGAAAAUAUUUGAAGAAACAAAACAAGCCAACCCUGCGAUUUGGAGACAGGCGAAUAACGUAACUGUGACAGCCAGCGACAAUGAAGUGAUAAGUCGUGUCGUUGUAAAAGAUCUGAGGCCAGAAAAGGAUGGAGAUGUGAAAAUAGUAGAAGGAGGCGAAGGACAGAAGAAUGUUACCAUUGAACUCAAAAGUCCAACUGCUUUACGAGGAUAUGAUUUCCAGAUUGAAGUAUAUGCCGUUCCAGAUAUCAAAAAGGAUAUUAAUUUAAAAGAUGGACCCCCGAAUACAAAUGAUAAAAAAUCAAUACCUUCGGAAAACACAGAAUCUAAAAACACCCCUACAAUUGUCUCAAAAGAUGAAACUGCGAGGUCAGCGCGCAACUCAAUGAAAGACACUGAAGUGAGUUCAACAGUGGUACCAGAAGAUUGUGUAACAGAUGUACCCGUCGAAGAUUUUAAUAAAGAAAACAUGAAGAUAUCAAAAGACGCUCAGGAUCAUGAAACAGUAGAAUUUGUUUUAGACACGAAUGAUUCUGCUAAGGAAGCCUUAAAAGCUGAAAGUAUGACUGUAGACCUACCGAUUGAAGUAAACGAGAAUGAUAGAGAUAUUUUUACAAGCACAACAGAAAGCGAUGAAACUACUACUAUUUUUGAAACAACCACAUUACCUGACAAUAAUAAAUAUGAUAAAGAGCCAAUGAGUGAUGACGGUCCGAGGUGGAAUUGGCAAAGUGUUAAAGAUUUCAAGCCCAUACUUGAAAUGAAAGAAAACACUACAGAACAAACCGAUAAAAAUAAGUUUUAGUACUUUUUAUGUUUGCUGUGAUAAUUUUAUUUGUAUUAACAGUAUAUUUAAUUAUGCAAAUUAGCGCCCCUGUACAAUAUUAUAUAGACAAAAGGCAAACUCAGGCUGCCAACUUGAACACUAUUUAAAGUAAGAUUUGCUAUAAUAAAAGCGUAACUUUUUACCAUCCUUUAAGAACUAUAUGAAAUGUAAUAUUAAAACUAUGUAAUAUUCCCAGUGUUCUGAUUGAUAGAAAUUUUAAUUAUAUAAUUUAAAAGUGCCUAUUAAAGUGUUAAAUAUGGGUCAAAUAAUACAAGUUGUUGUUA